Molecule: messenger RNA, 1121 nt
Organism: Plasmodium vivax (malaria parasite P. vivax)
Lineage: Eukaryota; Apicomplexa; Aconoidasida; Haemosporida; Plasmodiidae
Exons: 2
Coding region: 531-1121 (196 amino acids)
Source: RefSeq, a predicted model, not a curated record
AUAGCGAAUAAAUCUUUAUAGGUAAAAGUAAUUAUUUAUAUUAAUUUUUUUUUUUGUUAUAUUUUCUAUUUCAGUCGAAAUUUUUAUAUGAUAAUUUUUAUUGUUGAUGAAUGAAAUAUUAUUAAAAUUAUAAAGAGAAUUUUUUUUAUGUUCGUUUUUCUUAUAUAAUAUAUUAUUAAGAAAAAACAUUUUUAUAUAUUAUUAUAUCGUUUAAAAUAAAAAAAUACAUUUAUACUUUACCAAUUAAUGAUUUUUUGUCAGUAUACAUGAAGAUAUUUUUUUUUUCAUAAAUAAUGUUUUGGAAAAUUUAUUAAAUAAUUGUUUUAAUUUUAUAUUUUAUACUAUGUCGUAUGUUAAAGGUACAUUUACAUAUUGCAUAUCAUUUUGAGGAAAAAUGUGAAGACGAAUAAUUAAAAAUGAAUGAAGUUCAUCCUUAUAGUACGACGUAUAAUUAAUUAACCAAAUGCAUAAUAUAUUGAUUACUGUGUUUUUAUAAUACAAGUAAAUGGUAGUUCAAAUAAAAAUAUAGGAUGUUCCUAUACCAUAACAUAUUUUUUGUGUUUAUCCUGAUAACUUCGAUAUGUCUUUAUUGUCCGCAUGAAACCACUUCCUACAAACUUUUAUAUAAAAAUAUCAGUGUGAAUAACAAAAAUUUUGAAGUAAAAGUAUUAUUAAGUUAUGCUAAAUUGGGUACCAAGAAAAAAACCUCACGAGUAGACAGAAUUUUAGCAAGUAUCUAUGAGGAUAUAAAAAGAAAAAGGCAACAAAUUCUCGAUGCAGCACCUUCGAAUAAAAUAAAAGUAAAACAAAUUAAAAAACGACGAGAUAAUUUAAAACGCAGUAAAUUAAAUAGCAAAAUUCAUGAUUCAAGUAAGAGGAGAAAAACUUCUUUAUUUAAAAGAAUAAAAUUACUUUUUCGAAGAAAAAAAAAAGAUAAAUUUGCUAGAUUAAAAUAUCUAAUUGAAAUGAGCGAAAAAAAUAUACGUGAGGAGAAGGAAAAUAAGAAGAAGAAAAAAAAAAAUAGUAAAUUUAAAGAAUUACGUAAUAAGAUAUCUUAUCCGCAUCUCUUUUUGUCAUUAAUUGGAUUACUUGCCGUUAUAGGUGGUUUGAGUGGGAAAUAA